UCCCAAAUCUCCCAAAUCUCCUAAACUCUCCAAAAACCACCUCCCUCCCUGUGGGACCACCUCCGUUCACGCCGAGAGUGUUCCGCGACGCCAAGGGCCCGUCUUGAGCACGGUGGCUGGCGUUGUACCACCGAUGGCUGGUGGUGCGAUGUCGUGAUGUCGCGCCAGCCAAUUAUCACCAGAUCUCUGGUGCAACACCACCAAUGGCAGACCCAGUCACCGACACAGAUGUGGCGUCACGUUUGGCUAGGCUAAAGGCUCUCAAGGAGAAGCGCAACCAGUCAACUAAACUCAACAAACAAGCCCUCUACCAGGACAGCAAAAAGCCGAAAGUGGUGGCCAAGUCCUCCGAUCCAGUGGAUGAGGUGGAAAAGACUGAACGCCAGAAGAACCUCGAGUACACCCUAGAGGACUGUGAGAGGUGGGAAGCCAAGAAACUGGCCCAGCGGGCCAAGCUGGGAGGAGAGUACCAGAACUUCAACCAUUUGGCCCAGCAAACCUACAACAAAGCCAUUAAGGACCUCGAAGUCGAUAAGCACGAUUACCACACCCGCAAGAAGAACACCACUGAGGACAUCAUUCCUAGCAACAAGCCAGAUGCAGUUGUUGUGCAAAAGUUGGCCGACUCCAUCAACGAGACCAACGCAGAACGUAUGAAGAAGAAGAGAAGACACGAAGAGGACGCUUCCAGCUACAUCAACGAGAAGAACAGGCAGUUCAAUAUGAAGUUGAACAGAGACUACAAGAGCUGAUUCACAAGCCUAUUGGAGCAUAGCAGGACUGAGAUCAUCUAUGUCAAGUCAGCACUCCCAGCUUUCGGAGUUCCACUGUGUUUUCAGGAGCGAACGCCAGUUUUGGUGAAAAAUAUGCAACAAAUAAUCUUGGUAUAGUAUUCAAGGAUGUGUAUCGUCUAUUACCAUUCGAUUACUGAGCUGGCCCAAUCCUGUCCACAAUUUGAGAUAUUCGUUCUCCAUAUACUCGAUUCAAAGAUUUACUCCAAUGAGAACUUGUGAGAGUUGCUCUUCUCGGUAUUGCUUGACUCUAUGAGAAUCGGGAAAUAUG
Messenger RNA from Suhomyces tanzawaensis NRRL Y-17324, 1062 nucleotides. RefSeq lists its product as uncharacterized. The transcript has a single exon. The record is from RefSeq and is a predicted model, not a curated record. The coding region runs from base 204 to 752 and encodes 182 amino acids. Lineage: Eukaryota; Fungi; Ascomycota; Pichiomycetes; Serinales; Debaryomycetaceae.